Tympanuchus pallidicinctus (lesser prairie-chicken) is the source of this 2384-nucleotide messenger RNA. It is a transcript of the gene TMEM108, whose product is annotated as transmembrane protein 108. The transcript is spliced from 8 exons. Lineage: Eukaryota; Metazoa; Chordata; Aves; Galliformes; Phasianidae. Gene Ontology annotation, cellular component: endosome membrane; early endosome; axon. Bases 742 to 2172 code for a protein of 476 amino acids. Gene Ontology annotation, biological process: retrograde axonal transport; postsynaptic density organization; dendrite extension. The record is from RefSeq and is a predicted model, not a curated record.
GCUGUGUGCCCGCCGCUCCGCGCCCUCGGCGGAGGCCAGCAGCCGGCGGCUCCCGGCUGGAACAGCAGGGGAAGGGGCUCGGUUCCCUCGGCUCUCCGUUUCUCCGGAUGAAAUGCUGUCUGAAGUGGCAUCUGCCCGGCGGGUCUCCCUGCUGGCUUAAAGACGCUGCGUUUUAGAUGUCCUUCUGCGUCCCUCCGGCGUACGUGAAUAAGCGGUUUCGGAGGUUGCAUCAGUUGGCAAAUUAAAAGUACAAAAACAAGAAGGUGGAAGAGCUGCUGUUACCAGAAAAGUCAGAACCAAUGGACUGUAUGGAUAUAAAUAUGUUUGGAGGCAUCUGCACUUCCCACUACAAGAUGUGAUUUCCAUCUCCUUCAAUGGAAUCCCUCUUGAGGUGUUGCCAUCUUAGGUGGCGUGGUACCUGACUUCCAGGUCUUGAGGAGUGAAAGGAAUUCACUGGUGAGACUGCAUCUUGAAUGCUGCAUUCAGUUUUACUGUGAGAAAGACAUUGAGGCCCUGGCGUGUGUCCAGAGAUGGGCAGUGAAGCUGUGAGGGGUCUGGAGCACAAGUCUUACGGGAGCAGCUGAAGGGACUUGGAUUAUUUAGUCUCAAGAAAAGGAGGCUCGCAGUAGACCUUCUUGCUCUCUGCAAUUGCAUGAAAGGAGGUGUUGUGGAAAGGUGGAAGUAAGCCCCUUCUCCCAGAAUCAUGAAUAAACUGGCAGACCAGCAGGACCACAUGAUACCAUGAAGAGAAGCUUACAGGUCCUCUAUUGCCAACUGUUUAGUGUUCUACUGAUCUUGGCACUGACGGAAGAGCUGGUGUUUUCUGUUCAGGUACUGUCUCCUGCUGUAUCCUCCUCUCAGGGCCUCCUGAUGGACACUACCACUGUCACAGCCAUGGGAACGACGCCUCGCCACAAGGACCGCCACACGGCAGAGCCCGUCCCCACCUCCGCUCGCGCCGUCCCCCAUCCUGUCAGCCUGGCAGGGAGCGAAGCUUCCACUGCUCAAACGCAGGCGAGCAGCCCUCGUGUUGGUGAAAAGGAAACGUAUCAUUUGUAUAACCAGAGUGCUUUGUACUCAGGACAGACUCGCCCCAAAGGGAAAAUAUUCCAGAUUUUCAAAGGCAACUUCACAGAGUCUUCAGAACCUUACCUAAAGACAACCCUGCACUCUCCCUUCCCUACUCUGAGGAGCCCUUUCACAGACCAUCCCUUUCAGUCCCAGACCGCAACCUCCAGCGACCCCAAUGGCACAGGGUUGGCCAGAACUACGCCCUCAGACCUUUCUCCCCACCCUGACACCUCGGGAAGCCUUAGGGAAGCAGAGCAAGGGAACGGGGCCGAGCGAGUUGUGCAGAAUGCAGAGUUUGCCACCACAACUGCUGGACCGCCAGCUGAUCCCGAAGCAGUGUCGGUGCCUUUUAAACCCACCCACUAUGGUGUAUGGGAUAUGCUGAGCAAAAACAACUCUUGGGUAACCUUGAAUCUCAGUACAAAUGUCCCCUUGUUUUCUGGCCCUGGAACUGCACCAGCAGCAGCCGGUCACUCAGUCCAGCCCAGCUUUGAUGUCAACAUCUCCUCCCUGGCAGUGGGGGACCUCGAGAGCACUGCUCCAACACAGCAGGGCCUGGUGACGAACACGACCUCACUGGGCAGCACUGUCUCCACCAUGCCUGCCACGGGGUCGUCCAGCUCCAUGUCCACUGCUGGUUCCACCGCGACUGGAAACUUCCUCAACAGGCUGGUUCCUGCUGGGACCUGGAAACCUGGGGUGCAGGGAAAUAUCUCCCAUGUCACUGAGGGAGACAAGCCCCAGCACAGAGCUACUAUCUGUCUCAGCAAGAUGGACAUUGCCUGGAUCAUUCUGGCCAUCAGCGUACCGAUAUCCUCAUGUUCAGUUCUUCUGACAGUCUGCUGCAUGAGGAGAAAGAAAAAGACAUCCAACCCAGAAAACAAUCUGAGCUAUUGGAAUAAUGCUAUUACCAUGGACUACUUCAACAGGCAUGCUGUGGAGUUACCGAGAGAGAUCCAGUCCCUGGAAACAUCAGAGGACCACCUCUCUGAGCCACGCUCCCCUGCCAACGGCGACUACCGCGACAGCGGGAUGGUGCUCGUGAACCCCUUCUGUCAGGAAACGCUGUUUGUGGGCCACGAGCAAGUCUCUGAGAUAUAAGCCCACGGCCGCCCUCCUCCUGCAGUUUCAUCUCUACUGUCUCCAAAUUAUAAAUAAAUAUAUAUAUUAUAAAUAUAACCUUUGUGUAACCCUGAAUUACAAGAAAUGUUUUCAGCUUUUCUGUUCUUUUUCCCUCAGAAUUGUCAACCCCUUUUUUAUAAGUGUGGUAAAACUUUACAGAACAAACUGUGGCUUUAUAAAAUAAAGGUAUU